GCAGACACUCGGCACCUGCGUCGGUGACAAGCGGAUGGUGUACAAGGGGUGUCGCAACGAGUGCGCCGGACUGCUGCUCUGCCUGCUCGUGGGCAGCCUUGUCGGCGGAGUCUGCAUCGCCAGCGGCUCGUUGGCAGAUCCGCACGAGGAGGACCCGACGCUGGAGGUGCUCCACUACAAACAGGCCGACCUGCUCGUCGGCGCGCUCAUCGCGCUGCCUUCCGGCGCCGCCCUCGCCCUCGCGGUCACGAGCGCGCUCUCCGACACCGUGGUUGGAGUCGCCAUUGCAACCUCCAUCCUUCCACCCGUGGUCGGCUCUGGCAUCAACCUCGUCCUCUCGGCACGCGCCGCUCUCUCGCAGGACCAAGAGAUGGCCGCCUCCAAGCUGCGGGCGGCGAUGCUUGGCGUCGCCAUGGUGGUCAUCAACUGGCUCUGCAUCUUCCUGGGCUGCGGGCUGCUUCUCCGGCUCAAGCAGGUGGACGGCCUCCUACAGCGCGCGCAGCAGGGGGCCAAGUCGCCGCCGCGCCGCCGCGCCCCGCUCGACCCGCAGGCGCCCCCACAGGCAGCAAACGAGCUCGAGCGGAGGCUGCUCUCCGCCGCUGCUGCCGGUGCCGGUGCCGGUGACAGCGGCGCCCGCACCGAGGAGCAGCAGCCCGAGCCGAGUGGCCCCGAGCCGACGCCGAGCAGCAGCGUGGGCGUCGGCGAGCCGGGAACGGUAUCGUCGACCUCGGAGUGCCACGUCGCGCGAGCACCAGACACACCGGCAGGAGAGAAGUGAGUUACGAAUACGUUAGUGUUGAUGG
Molecule: messenger RNA, 803 nt
Organism: Emiliania huxleyi CCMP1516
Lineage: Eukaryota; Haptophyta; Isochrysidales; Noelaerhabdaceae
Exons: 4
Source: RefSeq, a predicted model, not a curated record